This is a messenger RNA of Dicrocoelium dendriticum, 303 nucleotides long. Lineage: Eukaryota; Metazoa; Platyhelminthes; Trematoda; Plagiorchiida; Dicrocoeliidae. The record is from the annotation of a GenBank genome assembly.
AUGUUUGUGGACGUUAGCGGCCUUGGUAGGAGAUUUUAUGCGCCUCUGCCAAAUGAGACGGAGGCUACUUACGAAGAGACGGUGAGAGGUAUGUUGGAGUUGGCCCCCGGCGUUGCCGGUGCUGGAACGUUGGUGAUGGACAAGUGCGCGGUGCAAGUGAAUGCGUUUCGCAAUGCAUAUCCCACUGCCAACAUCGUAUUCUGCCGGGUACACAUCAUGCGGGACAUGCAGCGACGUUGUUCACACCUUCCGUUCUGUGGUUCUUGGAGUAUGCGUUGGUCGUUCAACAACCAGGGGCUCCUA